GCACCUCGCAGGACACACUUGUCACUCAGGGGGUCCUUUCACUUGUGCAUAACAACAUGGCGGCCGCCUUGUGCAGAGGCAAACACAGACUGAAACCUUUCUGUCACUUCGCUUUUCUGUUGCCAAGAAGACAUUUUACAGGAUCGUUUGAUUAUGACCUGGUGGUUAUCGGUGGUGGAUCUGGAGGUUUGGCGUGUUCCAAAGAAGCGGCUCAGUUGGGGCAGAACGUGGCUGUUCUGGAUUAUGUCGAACCUUCAGUGAGGGGUACUAAAUGGGGUAUCGGCGGAACGUGCGUAAAUGUCGGCUGCAUUCCUAAGAAGCUCAUGCACCAGGCCGCUCAGCUCGGCACGGCGCUCAAAAACGACUCGAAGAAAUACGGCUGGCGGAUCGCCGGUCCUGUGUCUCACGACUGGGCGACCAUGGCAGGAUCUGUGCAGAAUUAUGUGAAAUCUCUGAAUUGGGGUCACCGAGUUCAGCUGCAGGACAAGAAAGUGAAAUAUCUCAAUAUGAAAGGAAGUCUGGUGGACCGGCACACCAUCCGAGGAUUAAACGCCAGAGGGAAGGAGGCGACUGUGACGGCCAGGAACAUAGUGAUCGCGACCGGCGGGCGUCCAAAAUACCCCACGCAUGUCCCGGGAGCGAGAGAGUACGGCAUCACCAGCGACGAUCUCUUCUGGCUGAAAGAGUCUCCGGGAAAAACACUCGUCGUCGGAGCCAGCUACGUGGCUUUGGAGUGCGCUGGUUUUCUGACCGGCGUCGGACUGGACGCCACCGUGAUGGUGCGUAGCAUCGCCCUCCGCGGAUUUGAUCAGCAAAUGGCUCGUUUGGUGACUGAUCACAUGGAGGCUCACGGAACUCGUUUCAGCUGGAGCUGCGUUCCUAAGAAGGUGGAGAAACUUCCGUCAGGACUUCUACAGGUCACCUGGACCGAUACACAGAGCCAGCAGGAACAUCAGGACACGUUCAGCUCAGUGCUGUGGGCUGUAGGUCGAGCUCCUGAAAGCGGAACACUGAACUUGCAGCACGUCGGCGUUGAGCUCAACACAAACACGGGCAAAAUCAUCGUAGCUGAUGAUGAGCGAACAUCCGUGCCUAAUGUUUACGCCAUCGGAGACAUCGCACAGGGUCGUCCUGAGCUCACCCCGACGGCCAUCAAAGCGGGUAAACUCCUGGCUCAGCGAUUAGCCGGUCACUCCAACCAGCUCAUGAACUACGACAACGUGCCCACCACAGUGUUCACUCCUCUGGAGUACGGAUGUGUCGGUUUAUCCGAAGAAGAGGCCGAGAGGAGAUACGGCAGUGACAAUAUAGAGGUGUAUCACGCCUUUUACAAACCUCUGGAGUUCUCCGUAGCCGAGAGAGACGCCAGUCAGUGCUACAUCAAGGUGGUGUGUGAGCGGGAAGAACCGCAGCGAGUGUUAGGGCUUCACUUUACCGGCCCCAACGCUGGAGAAGUGACCCAAGGCUUUGCGCUCGGCUUCCAGUUCGGGUUCACGUACUCUCAGCUACGCGAUACGGUCGGUAUCCACCCUACGUGCGCCGAGGAGCUCACCAAUCUCCACAUCACCAAGCGUUCCGGUCUGGACGCCACGGUGACUGGCUGCUGAGGUUAAACCCCCUCCCUACCUUAAAUACGCCGAACACACGGACCCAAGAAAGGAAGCGAUGUCAUGCUCGUUUAGCGUCGUCCUCUCGUUUUCGGGUUCGUCUCGGCUGCGGCCUGUCGUGACCUUUUGACCUCUCUAGUCUCAAAGAGCACAGUGUUAGGCAGUCGACUUCUUUUUUUUUUUUUUUUUUUUUUUUUUUUUUUUUUAAACGUUCCUGUAGACGGACCGCUCCGAUGCUUAUCAGUCGUUUAUUUAUUUAUUUAUUUAUUUUGUUUGGUUUUUAUUUUAUUUUUUAGCUCCAUGAUAACGCAGUAAGACUCUAGGGGAGCAGCAGUAACCGCAAAACAGGCUCAUAAAUCAGGAUCAAGGCCCCGUUACAGCUCGUUGAAACGAGAGUCGCAGGAGAACGGAGCGGGCCGGCGUUUUUAAAAACAUAUUCGCAGAAUAUUGUUGUUUCUCCGGCUGUACUUCCUGUCCAUUAGUCAUUCUCCGCAGCUGACACUGAUGGAUGGGCUCGGUCCGUCGCCACGGUGAUACACCCCGGUUCCCAGGGAAGCGGACAAACACCGGGCGAGCAGCGCGUCAGUCAAACCCCGGGUCGAGAGAGAGCUUGUUUAAACCACUUUUUUUCUUUAAACUUCAGAGGUUUCCCCUCAGAGCACACAGAGAAAACACACAUGCUCCUUCUCUCCCGGCCUGAACGACUGGAGCAACAUGAUCACCUCUGAUGAAGGGUGUUUAUAUAAAUACCCCAGUACGCCUGAAGGGGCCAGUAUUCACCUCCGUUUCCGACUGUCUUUACCGCACGAUGCCUGAUCGGUUCAGCGUGAAAGUUAAAUCUAUCUUCAGUUCGUAGCUUAGAUAAACCCACCAUGUGCAUCAUGCUAACGAGUGGACUUUUACUUCACGCUGUUAGCAAGCUUGGCUUUUAUUUUGUCUUUUGAAAUUCCACCCAGGAUAUAUAUUAUACUUGCAAAUAAUUGUGUAUUUUUGAUAAUGUUUAGAAUUUUUAGUUUCUUAAUUCCCAUUGGUGUUAUCAGGGAGAAAGGCUGCCUAUCUAGGGGCCCUCCUCCCACAUGGAACAAGAUUUUGGAAUGGCGUAAUAUCAGGGAUGGGAUAAUAAUAAUAAUAAUAAUAAUAAUAAUAAUAAUAAUAAUAAUACAAUUUAAUUAAAAAAAUAGAUAUUUUUGGCGGGGCAUCAUGUGAUGUCAUCACAACGCACAUUCAACAAAAACCACCGCAAGUUGCAUCAACAAUCCGCGUUAAAUCCCGUACGGACUGCCUAAAUCCCAUCAGACUCCAACGUGGCCUUCGUUCAUGGAUGGAUCAUGACCAGAAACCAUUAAGAUCAACUCAUUCCAUUAAAACCACCAUUACAGACCACUAUAAAUCCCUAACCUUUUAUUCGUACUGCUGUAGAUCGCUGGCUAGAAAGAAAUCGAUCUGUUGUUAGUUCAGACUAACUAAAGGCUGACCCUGGAUAUAUAACUUUAGCACAUUAACAUAUAAACCUUCACCUCGUCUUUUACCCCCGACGUUACAGGCUCCGUUUCGGUUAGAACGUCACUCGGAGGUUCAAAGGUUGUAGGGAGGCUCGUUCUGUUUCACCAAGCAAGUUUUCUGUGAAUAUUAUUUUUUUUUUAUUUUUUAUUUUUUUUUUUACCUCAACAGAGAAGGUUUGUUUUUGUCUGAUGUGCCUCAGCUCUCUGAUUAAUGAGGCACGGGGUGUGUGUGACAGGCCGCUACGGAGACGAAGACGAGACGAGCAGCGCUACCAGGUUUAUUUGGACCUGAGGAGGGAGCGAGGGGUCCUGCGUUCAUGUGUUUUAGGGAACAGGGGGUGCUGACUGAAGAACCCUGACCCCGGUACACUACCAAUAACAAUAAGAGCAGCAUAGCUGUAUCCGACACACACACACACACACACACACACACACCUAUAGGGGACAUGGAAGGACUGGGACCGGAGUUCCGGAGUGUGAAAACACUUUUUAGGGUCAUCAUAUUUCAUUACUUUUACGCAUCGUAACGUUCGUUUGUCGGUUUGUUUGCGGUCACGUGCUCAUUUAGCUACACUCGGCUACAUUUCUGACGCCGAACACGACAGUAAGUCAGAUAGCUAGCUCGCUGACUAGCGACACCUAACUAGUAAACUAGCCGCACAAGCCGGCUUAACGGAGUUGGGUGCAAAAAUUAGUGCCCCCCUCAGCUUUUUUGUGUAAAGGAGGACGGAAAAUGUAGCGGUUUUUGACAGUUUUUCCACAAGAAAAGAACAUCAGUGCGACAACAAUCCAAAAUGAGCAGAUGGAGACGUUUUUCUCAGAGGAUGUGAAAGGUGCAAGUUGUUGGAGAAUAUUGUUGUCACGCCCAGAAAAGGGGGAUGCGAUGUUGCACCGCGUGUCCUGUGUUGGUGUUCUCCUUUCUCUUCAUAUUGUUUGUACUUGCACUCGAUUAAAUUUAAAAACAUAACGAUAAGUGAUUUUUGCGGCUUAAACAUGGCUAAAAAUGUGAAGAAAGAAAUUUCAGUACCACAAAAUAUUGUGUAACUUAUUACCAGAACAUGCCAAGUUCACACUUAAGUUCACACAACCUUCAGGCUGACAGUUCCUGUCCCUACACACACACACACACACACACAUAUAUACACACACACACACACUCGCACUCACACUCUGAGGGGUCAGGGUUGAGCUUCUCAGGGGGUCGAUUAAUGAGGACCUGCCCCAAAAGCCCUUGUUGGAGAGGGCGGGUCUGAUGUGCCCCGGCGUCCCCACUCUGCGUGUGUGUAAAUGGCGGAGGUUAAUCUGAUCUAAAGCUGUGUAUCUGUAUAAUUUAUGUGUAAAGUAAUAAAUGAUGAGUGCGAACAGCGCCUCUGUUUCAUUAA
Messenger RNA from Ictalurus punctatus (channel catfish), 4491 nucleotides. RefSeq names its product thioredoxin reductase 2, tandem duplicate 2 (gene txnrd2.2). Gene Ontology annotation, molecular function: thioredoxin-disulfide reductase (NADPH) activity; glutathione-disulfide reductase (NADPH) activity; flavin adenine dinucleotide binding. NCBI's taxonomy places the organism in Eukaryota, Metazoa, Chordata, Actinopteri, Siluriformes, Ictaluridae. The transcript is spliced from 17 exons. Gene Ontology annotation, cellular component: cytosol; mitochondrion. The coding region runs from base 57 to 1607 and encodes 516 amino acids. The record is from RefSeq and is a predicted model, not a curated record. Gene Ontology annotation, biological process: glutathione metabolic process; cell redox homeostasis; cellular response to oxidative stress.